UUGUGUCCCGCUGUGUCAGAUUCUGCAGACCACAGGAAACUGGCACAAAGCAGAACUCCAUGGAUUAGAUGGGUUUGUUCCCAAAAACUUCAUCAACAUUCACCUGCCCAGCUGGUACCAGGAGGACUACAGUCGCAGUGAUGCCGAGGAGAAGCUGAUGCCACAGCCCGUGGGGGCCUUCUUCAUACGGGGUAGCCGAAACGUAACUCAGAGUUACUUCUCCAUCUCUGUCAGACAUGCAGAAGGUGUGCAGCACUUCAAGGUGCUGCGGGACAGCAGAGGGCAGUAUUACCUGUGGUCAAAAAAGUUCCCUUCUCUCAAUCAACUGGUGGAAUAUUACAAAGACACCUCUAUCUCCAAAGAGGGUCCCGUGUUGCUACAUGAGAUGGAGCAACAGCAACGAAGACGCUCAGACAGUUUACCGCCUCUUCCCGCUUCUCCAAUCUCUGAAUGCCCACCUACACCUGCACCACGACAGCACAAAGCCUCCUCCAAUGUGCAGGUCAGAGCUCUGUACAGUUUCAACGCUAAAGAGAAGGACGAGUUGGAGUUUAACGCCGGUGAUAUCAUCGAGGUCCUGGAGAGCUCUGACCCAGCUUGGUGGAAAGGCCUACUGAUGGGCAAAACAGGCCUGUUCCCAUCCAACUACACCCGACCCAUCUGAGAGGAACACAUGCAAACACACGCAAUAUUGCACUAACUCUUUAUCCAAAUGCCCAAUGCUAAUAACUGUAACCUCAACCCUAACUUACAGUAAGUAAAAAGCCUGAAACUAGCAGCAGAAGCCUCAGUGUUGUGACAGAGAGUUAGCUGUCAAGAAUAAAAAUGAAGACUAACUUGUUCAUUAUGUCACAUACACACACACACACACACAUUCUGUUUCUGUCCUGUACAAUUGGAUGUAUAGGAGAUAUAAUAGGAGGACUGUUUGGCUGUUUUUAGGUCUUCUUAAAGAAUCAUUAAGGUUUACAUAUUGUAGUAAUCCUCAACAUGAUAACUUUAGUUUAAGAUGGAUGUUGAUAUCAACUAUUACACAUUUAUUUUUAAAUUGUUGUAUUUGAACAGUAAAAACAGUGAUGAACAAUUGCAUUGAGAGUUGACUGUAGAUUUUAAAAAUGGUCAACACAUUAUCUUGACUUGUCCUUUACAGUGGUGGAAUGUAAAUCUACUCAAGCCCUGUACUUAAGCACAGCAUAAAGUAA
This is a messenger RNA of Etheostoma cragini (Arkansas darter), 1202 nucleotides long. RefSeq names its product GRB2-related adaptor protein 2-like. The record is from RefSeq and is a predicted model, not a curated record. NCBI's taxonomy places the organism in Eukaryota, Metazoa, Chordata, Actinopteri, Perciformes, Percidae. The transcript has 5 exons. Bases 158 to 664 code for a protein of 168 amino acids. Gene Ontology annotation, molecular function: protein binding.